Molecule: messenger RNA, 2644 nt
Organism: Cornus florida
Lineage: Eukaryota; Viridiplantae; Streptophyta; Magnoliopsida; Cornales; Cornaceae
Exons: 12
Coding region: 253-2241 (662 amino acids)
Cellular component (GO): cytoplasm
Molecular function (GO): protein binding
Source: RefSeq, a predicted model, not a curated record
UUCGCAAUUAUGGUGUAAUUCUAUUUCUUUUUUUUAAUAUUUCAUUUUUUCUUUUCCAAAUUGUUCCGACGUAAGAAGAAAAUCGAGAGUGCGUCUAAAACGGAGAUGGAGGAGUUGAACAACAAAUUGGUCAAUUAGCACUGCUUUCUCUCUCUUUCUCUCUCUAGGUUUUCAUUUCAGAUAUUUGCAGAAAGCAAACACAUAACCUUAGAUUUUGCUCUCUCUCUCUCUCUCUCUCUCUCUCUAGAGGAGAUGAAGACUUGGAAACUGCGAGGUUUUGGACUCCACAAGCACAGCGAGGCCAGGGACAGAAAAAACCGUCGUUUUCAGGAGCCUCUGGCCCAAUUGGAUGAGCUUUCUAAGGCUUCUCAGGACAUGCAAGACAUGAGAGAUUGCUACGAUAGCCUACUUUCUGCUGCUGCAGCUACAACAAACAGUGCAUAUGAGUUCUCGGAGUCGUUACGGGAAAUGGGUACUUGUCUUCUUCAGAAAACUGCAUUGAAUGAUGAUGAAGACAGUGGAAGAGUUUUGCUAAUGCUGGGAAAACUGCAGUUUGAACUCCAGAAACUUGUUGAUAACUAUCGCUCUCAUAUUUUCCGGACAAUCACAAUCCCAUCAGAAUCCCUUCUUAAUGAACUUCGAACGGUUGAGGAGAUGAAGAAGCAAUGUGAUGAAAAAAGAGGUGUAUAUGAACACAUGAUAACAAGACACAGAGAAAGGGGAAGGUUGAGAAGCAAUAAAGGAGAAACAUUUUCUCCACAGCAGUUGCAAGUGGCUCAUGAUGAAUAUGAUGAGGAGGCAACCUUAUUUCUAUUCCGUUUGAAGUCUCUGAAGGAAGGACAAUCCCGAAGUCUUCUUACACAGGCAGCUCGGCACCAUGCUGCUCAGUUGUGUUUCUUCAGAAAGGCUGUUACAUCGCUUGAGACAGUUGAUCCACAUGUCAAAUUGGUCACUGAACAGCAACAUAUUGAUUAUCAGUUCAGUGGACUUGAUGAUGAUGGGGGUGAUGAUGAUAAUGAUGACGACUAUGAUGAUGACAGUGAUAGCUAUGAUGAUCAUGAUGAUGGCGAGUUGAGUUUUGACUAUGGACCAAAUGACCUACCGCAUGAUAUUUCUACAAGAAACUCAAUGGAGUUGGAUCACGUGGACCUUACAUUUCCGCAAGUUGCUACAGUGGACAUACCAAAGGAAAAUCUAGACAAAAUCCCUGAUAGGGAUUCUUUGGCUUUUGGUCGAGAACAAAAAACAUGCAGCCAAUCAGCUCCCCUUUUUGCUGAGAAAAAAGUUGAUCCUGCUGAAAGGUUUAGACAUAUGCGGCAAUUAUCCACAAGGAAGUUCCACACUUACGUGCUACCAACACCAGAUGAGACAAAGGGUCAAGUUUCUACAGGAUUAGAUUCUCAAAUUCCUCAAACAAGACGGGCAAGUAUCAGUGGGGGUGUACCUAAUUUAUGGCAUUCGUCUCCUUUAGAACAGAAAAAAUAUGAGAAGAUUUUGGGAGAUGAGAAAUUGCCUAGGCCCACUGUUAUAAAUACACAUGCAGUACUCAAGGAGAGCAACAACAACACUACAUCCAGUCGGUUACCGCCUCCUUUGUCUGAGGGACUCUCAUUGCCACAGAUUGAUCGUCGUGCUUCUGAUACUAAAAAAAUUAAAAGACAAGCUUUCUCUGGUCCAUUGUCUAAUCAGUCAUGGCUAAACAAGUCUGUUUUAUCUUCCAGAGAACCUGUCAUCUCAAAAGUACACCCUCUGCUGUUUUCUGGACCUAUUUUGCGCACUCCAUUGCCUCUGUCAUCAUCACCCCCCAAAGUAUCUCCUACUGCUUCCCCUCCCUUUAUGUCAUCACCGAAAAUAAGUGAGCUUCACGAGCUUCCUAGACCGCCAGCCAAUUCAAACUCCAAGUUAGCUGCCAGACCAUAUUUAGUCACUCAUUCAUCCCCCUUGAUGUCAAAAGGUCAAGAGCAUCCUGCUACAAAUAAAUUUGUGGUUUCCAAUGCAGCAUCUCCUCUGCCAACGCCUCCUCAGACCGUCCCUCGCAGUUUCUCGAUACCCUCCAGAGGUCAAAAAGCGACUCUAUUACCUGUGUCCGAGGUAUUGGAAGCACCUCCCAAAUCGAAGAUGGCUGAAGAUAUUGCUUCACCUCCUUUGACACCAAUUUCCUUAUCAAUUGUCCAGCCAUCAUCAACUGCUUCUGAGACUGUCAUUCCAGUUGGUCAAAGCAGAGGUGCCAGGUUGAUUUGAAUCGAUGCUGUUCUGGAAAUAUCUUCUUCUUACAACCUGUCAACUGAUAUUAUGGGGCCAAAGACCUGAUUCUCAUUAUCAGAAAGCAAACGCCAAACUCAGCAAACACAGCCUUGUGGAAUUUUAAGCUUGGGAAAGGUUUUUGAGGCCAAGUUUUCGUCACUCUCAACAACGUCAGGAGUCUUCCUAGCCAAAACAUCGUCCCUCCACUGGAUCCUACCAAUUUCUGUAACUAUUGACUGGAAAUUUCGGCUUUUCCUUACUGUAAUUUAGAAGUUUGUAUCUUGUGAUUUUGUUGAUAGGUGUUUCUAAUAUUUGUGUUGUGCCUAGAUUUUGUACAGAAGUAAGUUUUAGCGAGUAUAUGACCAAUUUUCCCCCUGCAAUACACAACACCUUGGCUGAA